Messenger RNA from Pieris rapae (cabbage white), 1360 nucleotides. RefSeq names its product sialic acid synthase (gene NANS). Gene Ontology annotation, biological process: carbohydrate biosynthetic process. Bases 133 to 1182 code for a protein of 349 amino acids. The record is from RefSeq and is a predicted model, not a curated record. The transcript has 5 exons. Lineage: Eukaryota; Metazoa; Arthropoda; Insecta; Lepidoptera; Pieridae. Gene Ontology annotation, molecular function: N-acylneuraminate-9-phosphate synthase activity.
UACUGGAUUGGUGGGGAGCAUUAGUGCGGCGGGCGCGCAACUAGCUGCCCGCUUACUUUCAAUUGACCCUAAUCAAAACUGAGGUCGAUAACCCUUUGCUCAAGUCUAAACAUUCGAUGGAAAUUUAAAAAAAUGGGAGAAGUGCAAAUAACAGGGGACAUAAAAAUCGGAGGUGACAAUCCGUGCUUUAUAAUCGCAGAGGUUGGCCAAAAUCACCAAGGUGACAUUGAAAUAGCGAAAAAACUAAUAAAAGCCGCCAAGGAAGCUGGUGCCAGUUGUGUAAAAUUUCAAAAAACAUGCCUCAAAGAGAAAUUUACGAAAAAGUAUUUAGAGCGUUCUUACGACAACCAAAACUCCUGGGGCAAAACAUACGGAGAUCAUAAAAGACAUUUGGAGUUUUCCGAAGCUCAGUAUAGAGAACUAUUUAAAUAUGCCCAAGAAGUCGGAAUUCCCUUUACAGCGUCUGCAAUGGAUAUGGUAUCCUUUGACUUCUUGGUAAACCUAAAGGUACCCUUCAUAAAAAUCGGUUCCGGUGACUCCAAUAACUUGCUGUUUCUAAAGUAUGCAGCGAGUAAGAUGGUACCGCUCAUUAUAUCGACUGGGAUGGUCGACAAAACUGCUGUGAAAACAAUAUAUGACAUAGUAUCGGCAAAUCAUAAACGUUUUUGCCUCUUGCAUUGCAUAUCGGCGUACCCAGUGCCAUUUGAAGACUGUAAUUUGACUGUGCUGCAAGAUUACAAGAACACUUUUGACGUACCUGUCGGAUAUUCUGGUCAAGAGCUGGGUACUGCAGUUGGGUUAGCAGCGGUUGCAUUGGGUGCUAAGGUGUUAGAAAAACACAUCACAUUAGAUAAGACUAUGAAAGGUACCGAUCAUGUCUGCUCCUUGACACCAGUCGAGUUUAAACAACUUGUUAAAGACGUCAGAGUCAUAGAGGCAUCGCUCGGCACACCUAUCAAGAAAGUUGUCACAUCUGAGAUACCGUGCAUUGAUAAACUGCAAAAAUCCCUUGUAAUGGGUUGUACGAAGAACAGAGGAGAAAUAUUAUACCCCGGUGACCUUAAAAUUAAAGUUGCUGAACCAAAAGGAUUAAAUGCUCUGCAUUUUGACGAAGUGAUUUACAAGACUCUCGUUUAUGAUAAGAAAGAAGACGAGCCGUUGAACGAAGGAGACUUUUGUUAAAAAUGUUUAUGAAACUUAAGAAAGAGUAAUGUGACAAAUGGCUGCUCGAUUAUUAGAGUUAAAAAAUAAUUCGCGUAAUAAAAAUGUAUAAUUUGUAUUUUAUAAUGGUAAAGUUUUGUCGGACACGUCAUUUAUACUUUGACAGAUAUUUUGUGAGAAUAUAAUACUCAAAAUUGAA